AUGGCUUUCGUAGGAGGGGCAGAGAGUGAAGUUCAAAAAUGGAAAGUUCCUGAGUUGAAAUCGUAUUUACAGAGCCGUGGAAUAACUGUUUCGCAAAAGAGAAAGGAGGAACUAGUAGAAUUGGUGGAGAAGGCUCACGAUCUUUCACUGGAACCGAUAGACGAUUGGGAGAAACCGGAGGAUGUGAUAGUCAACAAGUUGCAGACGAAAGAAGGUUCGCUCCCCUGUCCUAACACGUUACACUCUGACUGGACUUCCGACUUUUCUGAUUUUCCGAACUUCACAUACGGUGAUAUGUACGCUUACUUAAUCAAUAAGGAGGGUUAUGACCACGAGUCUCUCAAGGCAUAUAAGUCGUUCGAAGGCUACCGCCUGUUCUGGGAUGGCCAUGUGUUAAAAUUGAUGAAGAACAAGAACUUGUUCAACAGGGUUCGUACGGGUCAUGGAAAACCUGGAAAGUCAUGGAAUUUCGAAAAAAAAAUUCCAGGCCUGGAAAGUCAUGGAAUUUCGAUCAGAGUCAUGGAAAGUCAUGGAAAAUUGUUAUAAUUUGACAUUUUGCAAAAACCGAGAUGAAAAUAAAGAAAAUUCCUUGCUUUCACAAGUUUUUGUUUAAUAAACUAUUCCUUGUUUACGUGUUUGCAACGACAAACGCGCAUUUUCCCCGAUACCGUGUGAUACGUUUUUGCUGAGACCUGGGGCCGAGUCCCAGCAUCGCCAUGCGACCAGGCCUGCCACGAGGUAAAGAUGAGCUUGAGCGAUCAUUCAAGCAGAUUUAAUAUAUAAUGCCUGGAAAAUGCAAAUUCCAAGAUGCUUGGCUGAGUAACCCGCAGUAUAAUAAGUGGAUAGAACGCGGGAGUUCUUCGUCAGAGGCAAAAUGUAAAGCAUGCAAAAAGACAUUCGCUGUUCAAAAUAUGGGAGAAGCAGCAGUGAAAAGCCACAUGAAAUCGAAGAAGCACGUCGAUGCUGUUAAAGGUACGUUUGUGUGUUCAAAUUUGAAUUUACUAGAAUUUAAAGUUUGCAUCAAGACAAGAAAAUGCAUGUUUGCGUUAGAUAUUUGUCUCGAUAUUUGUACCAACUCGUGAUUCAUUUAGGAUGCAGCCUGUAUUGGGUAUAACAUAGAUUUAAGUGCUGUGGUGUAAUAAGAAUCGGCAAAAUAAUCAAACAGAACAAAAGAAUUUGUCAUCUAAAGCGACAGAAUAUAAAUAAAUGUCUUUUUGUACCGAUGUUUAGGCAAGAGUGUUCUUUUGAGUUUUUGAGAGGCUGCAGGGGGGGGGUGGUUGGGGGCCGGUGGGACUAAACUCGGAGGUAUAUUAAAUUUCAGAUAUAAAGUUAAUGUAUUAUGAGGGACUAGCAAAACGGCCAUUUCAUAUUUUUUUAUUUAGCGCAUCUUUAUUUAUUAAUACAAAAUUUAUACAAUAGUUAAUACUAUGCGAUACAACACUAAUACACUAAAAAGUGAGUUUUUAUUUUUCCUUGACAUUUGUGGCUCAGCAUUGGGAUUAAUUAUGGCUUCAGCCCCCCUCCUUCAGUUCUGUUGUGGCGCCUGUAAAAUAUGGUUUAUUUUUAUAAGUGGAUUGCAAUUUCGAUGAGGCUAUUGUGAAAUUUUGAGAUUCCAGGAUUUCUGUGACAGUAAAUUCAUUUAAUUAGGGCUCAUUUUUGACGAUAUUCAUAAACAAACAUUUUUAAUUUGAUUUUAGACGAGAGUAGCAAUGCCAGCCUCAGAAACUUUUUACCUGCUGUUGGAAGCCAGCGUGGUUCACAUGAAGUAGGACGCUCUGAACAGCCAUGUUCUUCCGGUGCCGGUGAUAUAAGAAAUUAUGUGGCUUCAAAUGAGACACUUGCUGCAGAAGUUUUGUGGGCACUGAAAGUAAUCUUGUCUCACUAUAGUUACAAGAGCUGUGAGGACAUUCCAGAACUAUUUAAACGUAUGUUUCCGACAGCCAGAUAGCCAGCAAGUUUUCCUGUGGCGAGAAAAAAUGUGCUUACUUAGCUUGUUUUGGCAUAGCACCCUAUAUCCAACGUAAGCUUACGGAUGAAGUCACAAAACUUGAAUUGUUUGUUUUACUUUUUGAUGAAUCGCACAAUAAAGUUACCCAAACCAAGCAGAUGGAUCUGCAUGUUAGGUUUUGGGAUGCAAAGAACUCCAGAGUGCAGACAAGGUACCUAACCUCUGUAUUUCUGGGACAUGCUACAGCCGACGACCUUUUGGAAAAGAUCGUUAGCUACCUUGAUAGUAUCAAGAUUCAGAAGUCCAACAUAUUGCAGUUGUCAAUGGACGGGCCUAACGUGAAUUGGAAACUGCAUGAGCUAUUCCAGGAACUGAUCUCUGAGGUUGACGAAAACGCACCCAUCUUAGUUAACGUAGGCUCUUGUGGACUUCACAUUGUACACAAUGCUUUCAAAGCUGGAUCAAAGGCAUCUACUUGGAGCAUUCAGGAAGUUCUGUCUUCUCUUCAUUGGUUAUUUGUGGAUUCACCAGCACGAAGAGAGGAUUACACAGAAAUAACCAGCAGUGUUGUAUUUCCAAUUAAGUACUGCAAGCACAGAUGGCUGGAGAACCUGCCAGUUGUAGUACGGGCCCAGGAAAUAUGGAAAGAAGUCACUUUCUAUGUGACAACGGUGCAACGUAGCAGCAAAUAUAGUGUGCCAACUUCAAAGUCCUACAAGACGAUAAGAGAUUCAACCCAAGAUCCACUAAUGCCUCUCAAAUUUGCUGCUUUUGAGUCAGUGGCUAAACAGCUGCAACCAUUUCUGGUACAGUUCCAAAGCGACAGCCCUCUUCUACCAUUUGUGGCCAGCAGUCUAGAGAAGGUGAUUCGUGGUCUCAUGAAAAGGUUCGUCAAAGCUGAUGUACUCCAGGGUGCCAGCUCUGCAGUAAAGCUUCUGAAGAUUGACUUCAAGAAGAGGGAGAAUUGCCUUGACGUGGAGAAGUUGGAUGUUGGUUUUGUUGCUGCCACGAAGCUGAAAGAAUUGCAAGCAGCCAAGAAAAUCAGUGAUCGUCAGACAUAUGAAUUUAGGAAGGAAUUCCAGUCGUUCCUUACAGCUACAGUUGGAAAACUUAUUGAGAAGACCCCAAUUGCCUAUUCCCUUGCCAGGAACCUGUGCUGUUUGGAUCCGAUUCAUAUUGUGACAGAGAAAGAAGCAAGCUGUGCGAGGUUCAAGAUUGUCCUCAAGAAAUUGGUAGAAUGCAAGAGGGUUGAUAUUCAUGAUUGUGACAUUUUGUUGUCACAGUACAGUGAAUUUACGGAACGGGCUACACAGGUGCACAAGUCUGAGUUUGAAGACUUUGACUUUACAGAUCAGAGAUUGGAUGCAUUUCUCCAAAAACACAUUGGUCUUGUCGGUUCACUUUCCAAACUGUGGGACGUUGUGAAAUUCCUCUUGUGUCUCUCACAUGGGCAAGCAAGUGUAGAAAGGGGAUUUUCCGUUAACCGACAGCUAAUGAUUGAGAAUAUGAAGGAGACCACUUUCGUUGCCCAACGCACCAUUCAUGACCACAUAUUGAGUAUUGAUGGAUUUCAUAAAUUGGUCAUUUCGAACGAGUUCUUACCUCUGCUAAAGCAGGAAGACAGCGGUAUCACGCCCAUCUUGAAGAGCAGCGACAGCUUGCGAAAAAUGUUGCCAAAAGCCACAAACGAAAAUCUGUGGAUGAAGCAAAAGCUGAUUUCCAGAAGAAAAAGAAGAGACUUGAAACAGAGAUCACCACCUUACAGUUUGAUGCUGACAAAUUAGCUAAAGAGGCUGAGGUGAAGAGGCAGCUCGUCUUGUUAACCGAAUCAAAUGCACUCAGAAAUGCAGCAAAGGAGAAGAAGAUAGAACUAGAAAACUUAAACAAGGAAUUGGAAGAGUGUGAUAAAUAAGUCCGAGUGACAACCUGUCCAAAAGUACUGCUUUCUUGAAGUUAUUUACCAGAAUUGCAAGCAUUUAACCAUUGAACAAAUAGAUUUGUUCAUACAAGGAUGCACUCAUAUAUUUUUCUAUAUUGUAGAUGAAAACUGAAACCUCAUACUGCAAUUGUGAACACUGAAACAAUGACUGUAUUGUAAGGAAAUUAAGAUUUUAUAGUUCUGGGCUGUACAGGUUUUGUUAGGAAAUUAAGUCUGGAUUAUACAGUUUUUGUUACGAAAUUUUAAAAGAUAUAGUUCUGGAUUGUACAGAUUUUGUUAGGAAAUUAAGUCUGCAUUGUAUAGAUUUUGUUAGGAAAUUUUAAUAGAUAUAGUUCUGGACUGUACAGUUUUAUAAGGAAAUUUUAAAAGAUAUAGUUCUGGACUGUAAAGUUUAUCUUAGGAAAUUUAAAAGAUAUAGUUCUGGACUGUAAAGUUUAGUAAAAAAGUAUCUGUUUACGUCGUGUUGUUGCACUUGUGUCAUUUUGUUGCACGGAAAUAAAGAUUCCGUGUUAUACGUAUGAAUUUAACUGGUCUUAGCAUCUUCUUCUUUUCUACAAUUUGGUUAACAUGCAAGGAAAAAACGAAUUGAUGGUACUGUAAGUAUAUAUUGAGAAAAAUAAUUUGAACAAUUGGGUCAUGGAAAAUCGGAAAAGGUCAUGGAAAAAGUCAUGGAAAGUCAUGGAAUGUCAGAAAGUCAAAAGCGUACGAACCAUGUUCAAUGGAUACCACUACGUUAAAUUUGGAGUAAAGCCAACGGAACGAGAGAAAACGCAAGUCGGACAGAAACCAACUUACGAUGGAUGGAUAAUAAUUCAGUCAGAUGGAUCAGUUUACACAGCGCAUUACCCUUGUAUAGGAGGGUGUGUAUUCUGCUGCCUCGGCUAAUAUUUGGCCAUCUUAAAAAAUGAAUUUGAUUUAUGUAUGUGUUAAAUGAUAAAUCCAGAUUGAUCUGUUCAACUGACACAAUGUUGAAGUGUUAAUGAAAAUAAUAAUUUGCAGCUUUGCGAAAUUUUGUACUUCGUUUCCAAAUUGUUGAAGACAUCUUUAUACUAUGCCCAAGUGUAUGUGAUCUCUAUGGCUUUCAGAAUAAUUUCCUUUUAUCUAGUAUUCAAAACUUUGACUCUGGUCAUCACAAUAUAUCUGUUGAAACUUUUCUUAAUUCCUAAUUUCUUGAUCAGGGCUGAUGGUGCUUGCCGGCACAUUGGUGCCUCGCUUAUUGACCUUGAAGCUACACUGAGAGAAAAUGUUGUAAUAACUUGCACAGGGAGAAAGUGCACUUGGAAACAACGGAAGAGGACUCAUGAGGGCAUGACAAAAGGAUCAGCCAUGGAUUUUACAAAACCCACACUGAACAAAGAGAAAAAGAAGCGACUAAAACCAAGGUGUGAUACUUAUGACCCCAGAACUUCAUAUGAUACGAAUGUAAAUUUGGCUGAGAAUUUUAGAAAGCUUGUUGCUGAAACUGUUCCUUCAGCUGUAUUACUGCAUCUGUUACCUGACCCAGACACAUGUAAUGGUCAACAUCCUCAACUUGAUUCAGAAAAUGUAAAUGACAUAAGAGAGGAAAAUUCAAUUGUUACUACAUUUACAUUAGAUUCUUUAUCACCAAUGAAACCUUUGCCACCCAGUCUGGAUGAGAUUAAAGAAAGGGGCAAGGCAAUAAAAAGAAAACUUCAGUUUACAGAUGAUGAAAUUGAUGCAGUGGAAAAAAACAAAACUGCAGAGUGA
Molecule: messenger RNA, 5615 nt
Organism: Pocillopora meandrina
Lineage: Eukaryota; Metazoa; Cnidaria; Anthozoa; Scleractinia; Pocilloporidae
Source: the annotation of a GenBank genome assembly